Molecule: messenger RNA, 7420 nt
Organism: Procambarus clarkii (red swamp crayfish)
Lineage: Eukaryota; Metazoa; Arthropoda; Malacostraca; Decapoda; Cambaridae
Product: dentin sialophosphoprotein
Cellular component (GO): cytoplasm; Cul4-RING E3 ubiquitin ligase complex
Molecular function (GO): protein binding
Source: RefSeq, a predicted model, not a curated record
GCAAAAUAGAGGUUAGGUAUUGUGUGUAUUUGGUGUGUGGAAGGGCGGGCAGGAGGCGUGGAGCGGAAUGGAGGAGGCCCAGCCCGUCAGCUGACUCAACAACCACGCACGUUUUCGCCUCCAACUACCGCACGGUUUCCUCGUCCAAACAUUUGACCAUGCCUCCAGCAGGAGUCGAAGACGGCAGCCCCGCGGCAAGAGACUGGUUGGUGUUGGUGAGGGCUGUGAGGGUAGAGGUGGUGUGAAGCUGGUGGCCUUGGGGUGGCCGUGGGUGUGGAGGACGAGGCUGGCACGGAACAUAAACAAAGAUCAGGUGGGGGGAGGCCACAGCUGAGACACUACUACACUUGACGUUUCUACCUCCCAUGUUUCGCCUCCUGGCGGGGCUCCUACUCCUACUUUCUCGACACACUCGCUGCCUCACACGUUAAGACUCUGGGCUCCUCGAGAUUGUAAAUAUAUAGGUGCUUCAACAAGUGGGGUUAAAAGUUUUCCUGUUGGGGGUCUUACCAAUGCCCCUUUCAGACAAAAUGAGAGUAGGUUAUAACUUCUAGCACGGGUUAGCCUCUAGAGGCAAGCAACCGCAGCGAACUGUCACGAAAGGAAUGGUUUUAUAAAUUUGUACGUAUGAUUUUAGACCGCAUCGGUUAAAAUGAGGACAUCGGGAAAAAUAAAUGAACUGUCGGGUUGCUCCCUUCACUAUUUGGAGUGGCGAUCGUUCCAUUCUGCCCGACCUGAUUGGGGACCUGCUGUCGCUUCGUCGUCAUUUCUGUCACGGAGACUAGAUACCUCAAAGAAUCUCUACCGUAAGGACCUCUAUGCUCACUACGGCUGUGUCAAUGCCAUUGAGUUUUCCAGAGAAGGAGAUUUGCUUGUAUCGGGUGGCGAUGAUCGGCGUGUUCUUCUAUGGAACGUUGAUGGUGCCCUGUCAGGUAAUCAUCGACCUUCCACAAUGAAGGGGGAACACAACAGCAACAUUUUCUGCCUUAGUUUUGACUCCAGUAAUACAAAGAUUUUCUCGGCUGGCAACGAUGAACAAGUCAUUGUACAUGAUUUAAAAACGGGUGAAACUGUGGAUGUGUUCUUGCACCGGGAGGCUGUGUAUGGUGUAUCUGUGAGCCCAACUCACGACUCUGUGUUUGCUAGUGCUGGCGAGGAUGGACAGGUUCUUCUCUAUGACAUGAGGGAGUCUGCUGCUUCAGAUCCUGUGUGUUUGGCUCGUUACCAUGACGCCUUCCAUGCUGUGCAGUUCCAUCCAAUAGAAUCGAUGUUUGUAGUUACUGCAAAUUCUCGGGAAGGAGUCUCUUUAUGGGAUGUACGUAAGCCCAGAAUACCCGUGUUGAGAUAUGGGGAAAAGCGAUGUGCGCAGUCUUCAAUGUGUGCAAGAUUUAAUAGAACAGGUAGCCAGAUUAUUGCACUGCGGAGAAGGCUCCCUCCUGUUCUUUAUGAUACUCAUAACUCAAAACCAGUCUGUCAGUUUGAUGCUGAGCAUUACUACAACUCUUGCACAAUGAAGAGCUGCUGCUUUGCUGGUGACAACGACCAGUUUGUUCUCUCAGGGUCAGAUGACUUCAAUCUAUACAUGUGGAAAAUCCCAGAAAGCAACAGCACAGAACAUUUUGUAUCCGAGGCUCACAUGGUUUUAAAAGGACAUCGUUCAAUUGUAAAUCAAGUUCGGUUCAACCCACAAAACUUCAUUAUUGCAUCCUCUGGAGUAGAAAAAAUCAUUAAGCUGUGGAGUGGAUUAUCCUUGCCUGGAUCUAAUGGCAGCUUAAAAACAAGCAAUUCUGGAAGUUUUAUGACUAGAAGAGUCUACACACAUGAGGAGUACAUUGGACUUGUUAUGGAGAGUGGCCAGGAUGUGAAUCAUGACUAUAGCCAUGGAAGCACAGAUGAGGACCCCCGCAUGAUGGCCUUCUUUGAUUCCUUGGUGCAGAGAGAGGUGGAAGGUUGGACAUCGAACACUGACCUUUCUGAUGAUCUCGAUAACGAUCCACAACUCUCGGGACAAGAUGAUGACGACACCGAAACUACAACAACUCAGUCGUCUCUCUCUGUUGUUACAUCACAAUCUGAUGAUAAUGAUUCAGACGAUGAACCAAGUGCUGGCCGUGGGCAAGAGAGUUCUGAUGACCACCACCAGGGGGCCAGACAAAGGUCAAAUCAGCUCUCGAGGAGAAGACCAAAUCAUCAUAAUCUUCCCAAGAGUGACGAUGAUGAUGAUGAUGGUGAUGACGAGGGAGAUAAAAUCUCUGGGGGAAGCGAGUGGAUUAUGCGUUUGAUUGCCAAAAAGAGAGCUAAACUUAGGAUUGCUAAGCGAGCCAGAAGAAAACGCAAGCAUCUCAGGAGACAUCGAAUGAAAGCCCAGCAUUUUCUUCGCUCCUUUGCAACAAGCAGGAGGCGGUAUUUGUAUCGCCCAGAGGGCCAAAAUUCUACUGAAGACCGUCAAGUUCGAGGAGAACUACCAGGACUCCAAAGCGCCAUGGAAGACAAUGCAGGGUCAGUAAGACGACGCACAUCAUUCCGCAGAAGAUACAUGGCUCCUUAUACUAUAAUGGUGGUCCAAAAUACUGAACCAGAUUCUGAACCGGAUUCAGAUGAUCAAGAUGAUGGUAAUGGUAGUGAGACAGAAGAAGAGGCUCAGACUGUGGAGCAACCAUUUAGAGAAAAUAGUGGUGAAGUGGAGAAUGGAAAACGUUUGAUGUGGUCUUCUGAUAGUGAAUCCAGUACUGAUGAUGGUGUUUUACCUACAAAGAGGAAACGAACUAAUUUGAGUAACAGUGAUACCGAUGAGGAAGAAUCGCAAGAGACAAAAAAUGGACACAUUAUAUCAGAAAUAGUCGAUUCUAAUUCUAGUGAUUCAGACAUAAUUGAUGUGAUAACACAAGACCCAGGGAGAAACUUUAAUAGUGAAGACACUAGUAAUAGAUCUAAUUGUAUUCCUGACAUUUUGAAUGAUACCACCUUAUCAGAAAAAAGCUUUGGUGAUAGCAAUGGUGUAAGUGACAUUGGUAAUGAGUUAAACAUAAGUAGUGCAGUUAGUGAUGCAAUUCCAAUUAGCAGUAUUUCAACUGACGAUAACGGAUCUCUCUUAUUUGAUACGGAUCACGGGUCGCUUGUUUCUGGCUUGGAUCUUCCAAAUAGUUUGGACUUGGCUUCUGCAGCAACCUCUAACAAAAAGAUUAUGCAGAAUGGAUCAAACCAAGCUUCUAAUGGAACACCAUCUGUAAGCACUCCAGAGAGUGGGAUUUUGAUUGUUCCUUCAAGUACAGUGAAAAGUGAAGAUGAAAAUAGAACUGGAAAUGAUAUUGAGGGGAGCAUAAGCAUUAAUGGAACUGAAAAUACCAGAGCAAGUGGUGAACAGUCUUUUGCGUUCAAAAAACGUGUGUCUGCUUGUAAUCUUAGAAAUUACAGAAGACAUAACGAGGAAGAUCUUUGAGAGUAGUAAUUAUUUGCCAAUUAUAAGAUUUUUCCCGAUUGAUUUAUUUCUAGAAUGUCUUUGCUAAUGUAAGAAAUCUGAUUUUUAUGUUAUUUUGCUUUUUAGAUAUAUAUUGGAAUUAAAAAUUCAUAUAAUUAUACAUAUAAUAAAUAUAGUUUAGGCCAAUGGGCACUGUGUGAUAUGUGUUCUGGAUUUUGUAAUUAUAUUUGAAUUUAGAUUACUUGUGUUUUGUAUAAAUUUUCUAUUUCCUUACCAAAGAAGUGUUUUUGUUUGCAGUCUAAUAUUAGGUUCUUUAAAGAGCUGACAGAAAGCGCUAUAUCUACUUCCUUUUGUCAUGUAGCAGCGUGCCACAGCUAGAAUAAUACUGUAAUUGGAAUAGGAUGGCUACAAGAUCGCUAACUGAAGGUAAAUUACUGUAUGUAUGUAUAUAUGUAAUGUAGUGUGUGUGUGUGUGUGUAUGUUUAAAUAUUCAUGUGCAUAAUUUUGUCUUUCACAUUGGUCCAGUUAUGAUUGGUUUGUCUUGUAUUUUUGGUGGUCCAAGCUCUCGCAAGUCAAGCCUGGCCUUGGGCCGGGCUUGGGGAGUAGAAGAUCUCCCAGAACCCCCAUCAAGCACUUAUCAAGCAGGUUAAGGUUUCGAGAGUCUCGGCCCACUUUGUGUCGGUAUAAGUUGCUGCCCCUCCAGUUAUUUUCUGCUCUGAAUUAAUCUUGGCAAUAUUGUUACUUUUGUUUCCUCUUUACUUCUGAAAGUUUAUCACUGGAUUGUGGUAUAGGAUGAAACCCUCAAGUGGGUUUGAAGUUAAUAGGCUGUGUUUGAAUAGUUUGCUAUAUGGUGUUUUUAAGUGGAUUUUUUCCCUAUACAGUACAGUAUUUGAUUCUGUAAUCGGUAAAGGUAGCAUUUAGUAAUUAAUCAGCCCAACAUGCCCUUUUCCAAGCUUUGAGACUAUGUGGUGAACCUUGCUCUUUUAUUUUCCAUUCUUUACAAAUGAUAUAAACUUAUUUUGUGCUUAUGUUUUGUAAUGCAUCGGCUAGAACAGUUUGUAUUUUUAUCUUUUGGAUGUGUGUGCAAUUUGAGUGUUGUACAUCAUUAGGAAGUGGCAUAUUGCAGGUUUCUUAUGUAGAUUGCCUUCAGCCAUGAAGGUGCAGUAGUGGUUCUUCAGAUCUUGACUAACCUGUACUAUAAGCACUUACAUGUUGUCUGGCCAAGCUAUUACUGAGUAACAUUUAAAUUCAUAAUGCAUUCAUUUGACCAUUACUAAACUUCAGCUUAUUUCUUUCUUAUGCAUAGAGUGGAGAGUUAUACAAUAUAUAUAUUUAUAAAUUGGUUUAUAUUGUAGUUUAAUUUGGAAGUGGAGAGGGAGGGAGGGAGGUUGAUGACUGGUGUGAUCAGUAUCAAUUGUUAUGUCUUAAGAAUAUGCCAAUAAAGUAUGAUGAUGAAAAUAUAUUGCACAUGAAAGAGGAAAGAGUAAAUGGAAACCAGAGUGCUGUGAUGAAUAAUUUUAUUUUACAGAGUUAUGUUUCAAGUCUUGUUUCAUUUUGUCUCUGUGUGCCUAUUUUACCUAUUCUAUCUUAUUUGCUAAUAUAAUAGAUUUGUCCAUUAACCGAGUCCUUAUGUUUGGGUCAUUUAUACAAAAAUCAUUAAAUAACCUUAAUAAAAUGAAAUAAAGUCUGUUGACAUUUUUAUAGUUGUUAAUUUUCCUUCUCAUGGUUGUUUUCAACAAAUGCUAUUGUAGAUCUCUUCUGCUAUGGAGCCAUGGCUUUCCUCUUUACUGCUAUGAAAUGAUUGUUUGGUGAUUAGGUAUUAUUAAUGCUUAAAAAAGAAAUACUUUAUUUUUUGCGCUAUGUGCUGAUCUUAGAAUUCCAUAGUCAAAUAUUAAAGUUAAGUCUUAUCCCUGUUGGAGGUAUAUUUUGCUUCGAUGUACACUCAUCAUAAUGGACCACUGUGAAAGAAAUGGAGAUAUAAAUUACUUAAAUUUCUCUGUGUGAAAGGCCAGUCAUGGUAAUUCUUCCUGCAGCUCAUUCUUAAGUGUGAAAGAGUUGACUGGCUGGUGCAAAGAGGCUGUAGCAUCUUCAAGAUUGCUCAAACUCUGGGAUGUAUGGGUUGGUAUGGUGUAACUGCUAUUUAAUUUGUAGUUGUGCUUUCAAGAGGUUAAAUCAGCUUAAUGGUAUCUAAUUAAAAUUUAUACAACUUGAAUACUAUUGUAUGAGGCAAAUUCUUUAAUUAAUAUACAAGUGAGUAAGAUAGAGAGAGAUUAUAGGAUAAGAGUUAUGCUCUUGGUGUCCCAUUUCCUUACCAUUUUUUUGCCAUACUGUAUGACACUCAAAGUGCUGAUGGUUUUGGCAUCCACAAUUAACCACUUAAAUUUUUCAUACUGUCCACAACACAAACAUUUUUCUUCAAGAUUGAGUCUUUGGUCAUUUGUGACCAAAUGGAUUUCUGGAUGUAAAAUGGCACUAGUGUUGCAGGAUUUAAAAACCCCUCCUUGUCAACUUUGUCAAUUCCUGUUAUGAUUUUGUGGGUGUGCGUGCGCAGUGUAUGUAAUUACCUAAUUAUGUACCUAAGUGUAGUUACAGGAUGAGAGCUAUGCUCAUGGUGUGUGUGUGUAUGAUGUAUGUGUAUAAUAUGUCUAAUGUAAGGAAAUGCCACGGUAAGUCAACUUAAAGUAAUGGACGACAAUUUAACAUAUAAGAACUUUGUAAAAUAUAAGUCACAAAGGGCUAGGGCUGAUAAAGUAGCAUCAUAGGGGAAGGUGAAGAAGACGAGAUUGUGUAUUACAAUAUAUAUAUUUAUAAAGUAAGAAUUAGAUGGGAGAUAAUGUUGAAUUUUCAUGAAUUCUGUCCUUUGGUGUUGUACGAGUUCAGUGGUUGCAGAAUAUGCUGUCAUCUAAAGUUUUUUUUUUUUUUAUAAUGAUGAUUUUAGUAUUCUUGAAGUUUGUCUAGUUUUUCUCCUGGUUCCUAUGCAUGAUGUAAGUAUUGAUGCUAGGCACCAAUACUUGCCUAGCAUCAGUACUUGCUGGGCACCUUAACUUCACAGACCUCACACCUUCCCAAAUUAGCUUAUUUAUUAGUAUUAACCUUACCUUGAGGUUACCUUGAGGUGGUUUCGGGGCUUAGCGUUCCCGUGGCCCGGUCGUCGACCAGGCCUCCUUGUUGCUGGCCUGGUCAAUCGGGCUGUUGGAUGUGGCUAAAUAAAUAAUAUUAAUUGGAAAGCAAUUUGGAAAUAAAUAUUUGAAAAUAAUGAAUAUCACUAGGCACUGCAUACUAGGCCAAAUAGUGCAGUACUAGCUAUUAGGGACCAACCUGACCCCCCAGCCUCCUACCCCAUCUCACACACACACACAUAUAUCCAUACAUAUAUAAAUACAUGUAUAAAUAUAUACAAUUUAUUUUGGCUAUAAGUUCAAUUUGAAAGCUAUGAGUUUAUUUGCUAAGGAGUUUGGCAGGGUAGUAUUAUAUGCUUUCAGGUUUAUUGAGCUUAAUCUAAUACAGUACAGUAAUAAAAUCUAUACAGUAUAUAUAUCACAUGGUGGCCAGACCCUCAGGCUCUGCUGUUAUUCAAAAGGUUCAAGAGCUGUUUUAUAAGCAUAGAUAUUGUAGUGGCUGCCCUACCUGUGACCUGAACUUUAAUGUGGUAGAAUGUACAUUACUCUUUGGCAAAUAAAACAAUGCAGUGUUUAUUUUAUAUUAUAAAUUAUAUUUUCCAUAGAAUGCUACAGUAUUUAUAAUCGACAAAUACAAGUAUUGUUCCUCAUUGUACAUUAAAUUUAUUGUAUAAAUUUGUGGACUAACCUCCAUUUCGAGUGUCAGUACAUGGUAAUUUGAUGGACGUUAUGACACUUGCAGUGUUCGGCAACAUCCAAGCUGAAUGCUUCAUUUGUAACAUGAACUAUAUUGUAUUCUAGGCUCAUUUUCUGAGCAAAUACCUAAUUUAUAUACAGUACCAGUAAUUCAUAUUCUUUGUUGUAAUGAAUGUACCAAAAAUGA